AGCCGCUCCAAUCCCGAUAGAAAACAGGGGAGCUCGAUUCUCGAAACUCGAGCUCCAAUUCCGAUGGAUUCGAGGGUCGCAGAGAUGAGGGUAGGAAUGCCGCUAGGCCCAACUGGUUGAUUUGAGAGGAUUUGGAUGGAAUCCCAGCGUUUGGGCCAAAACAAGAAGCUGGCAAGAACAGCACCUCAAAUUGAUCGAGGCUAGCUAGAUUCAGAAAAAUGCGGCAUGGUGGUUGAUGCGUGCCAGUGGAAUCAUUAAUUCCCAUCCAGAAGGUUAGAUAGAUUUAGAUCCAGCAGUGGAUCGGGUGGAAAGAAAAUGGGAUCCUCUUUGGGUGCUCUUGGGAUCGGGCUGAGUGUAGUUUUCGUGGGAUUCGUGCUCGUUUUGGUCGGCGAGCUCUACUAUCUGGUUUGCUGGAAGAAGAGGAAGAAUGUAGCUCACAGGAUCAUGGAUAGGAGCAGCAAUCAGCAGCAGGAAACAUCGCUUCUCGAGGCACACAGCCAAGAACAGCGGGAUCAUCCACAAGAGCUGAAUGAGCUCGAUCGCCCUGACGAGGAACUGGAGCUGCGAGAGGUGAGCGUGAUCGCCAAUCGCCACCAAUCCUUCCCGGGCGAGCUCGCGUCCACCAAGCUCUUCCCCGCCGUCGGCGACUACCUCAUGGGUCCUCCUCGCUUCCUCUUCACAAUCCGCGAGGAGACCAAGGAGGAGAUCGAAUCCGAGACGGUGACGAUGCGAUCCAGCCGCAAUGCAUCCUUGGAUUUCGCCCUCAUCCAGGGAUUGGAGCAGCAGCAGCCACCGGGGACGCCAUCGCCCAUCGCCACACCCUUCGUGACACCGCCCUCGUCGCCAUCGCUCUUCUCCACGCCGCCCGCCACGCCAUCGCCGACGCCAUCGCCGGGCAUCAAAGCCCUAGCGCGAGAACCGCCAAUGCACUGCACGAUCUUCAUCCCCUCGCCCCAGGGCAACAAGCUGAGCCGCCGGCUGCACGCCACGUCACCUGCCACGUCGGCGUCGCGGACGACCAUGAUGAUGCUGCUGCUCAACACUUCGCCACCCGGUACGCCGCCGGCGACACCGCCCGGCUCCGCGGUGUACCGCACGCCACCCACACACCUGUACUCCCCGCGAUUCUUCUAGCGUCCACCUUUGCCCUAAUUAGGGUAGUGUACAGCUGGCUUUAUCCCGAUAACGUGAUCCACGUGUUCUAGGAAUUCUAUCCCUUCCAGUGGCUGCUCUAUUGAUCGCGCAGCUAUGGCGAUGUGCGUGUGGCGGCCUCUUAGGUUAGAAUAUUGCGCCUCCUCCUCCUCCUCCUCCUCCUCGUUCAAGCUCCAGCGCCUGGAUCCGGCUGGCUGUGCCGAUGGAUCGCAGCAGCUCAGGGCAGUGCCGCGGAAGAAAUGUAGGUUAUCGAUGCAAUGCCGAGCGCAAUGCGGUCCUGGCGAGGGAGAUGGCGAUGGAUUGUUGAUGAAAGCUUUCCAAAAGUAUGCCGUGUGUGUGGCACUGGCUGCUACGUUUGCGCUGCCCUUGAGGCCUCAGGAGGUCCAUGCCUUUGUGAGAGGUCCUGCCGUGUCGGAUGUGGCCGCUCUCAUAUCGGGUCCUCCGAUCAAGGAUCCUUCGGCGCUUUUGAGGUAUGGACUGCCGAUCGAUAACAAGCCGAUCAGGGAGGUCCAAAGAUCUCUCGAGGACAUAACCGAGAACUUGAAAGUUCCUGGGCCGAGAGCUCUUGACAGCGUUGGAAAGAAUGUCAGGCAAGCUGCUCGCGUCUUGAGCCAGAGCAAAGAGAAAAUUCUUGCGGAUGUUGCCGAAGCGAAGAAGAGCCAUGCUGAGGGGCUACUAAGUUCUCUUGUCACGGGGCUCCAGGACUUUCAGACCGUGACAGACAAGGAGAGUGUGGCACCAAAGCAAACGGAACUUCUCAACAUUGUCGGAAAUGUAGAGGAGGACAUGGUGGCACAGUUUCCGUUUGAGGUCCCGGAGGAGUAUGCCAGCAGACCACUCCUGAAGGGAAGAGCUACAGUGGAGAUGAAAGUUAACGUGAAGGACAAUCCCAACGUACAAAGUGUGGUGUUCCGGAUAGUUGCCGAUGGAUACAACGCGCCGGUAACAGCGGGAAACUUCCUUGACUUGGUCGAGAGGCAUUUCUACGAUGGAAUGGAAAUCCAGCGAGCGGAUGGAUUUGUUGUCCAGACGGGAGAUCCUGCCGGACCAGCUGAAGGUUUUGUCGACCCAGGCACGGGAAAAGUAAGAACCAUUCCUUUGGAAAUUAUGGUCGACGGAGACAAGGCUCCAAUCUACGGAGCCACACUGGAGGAACUUGGGCGAUACAAAGCCAAAACAAAGCUGCCAUUCAACGCGUUUGGCACGCUAGCCAUGGCUCGCGACGAGUUUGAGAACGACUCGGCUUCCAGCCAGAUAUUUUGGCUAUUGAAAGAAAGCGAGCUCACUCCGAGCAAUGCCAACAUACUAGACGGCCGCUACUCGGUCUUCGGCUACGUUGUCCAAAACCAAGAAUAUCUUGCAGACCUCAAAGUCGGUGAUACAAUCGAAUCUAUGAGAGUGACUUCCGGCAUAGAGAACCUGGUGAAUCCAAGCUACAAAGCCUUGUAAACAUGUAAGCUUUUCUUCAUCGAUCUCAAGCCAGCAGCUUCUUCUUGUC
Molecule: messenger RNA, 2650 nt
Organism: Selaginella moellendorffii
Lineage: Eukaryota; Viridiplantae; Streptophyta; Lycopodiopsida; Selaginellales; Selaginellaceae
Product: peptidyl-prolyl cis-trans isomerase CYP38, chloroplastic
Exons: 7
Coding region: 1249-2601 (450 amino acids)
Biological process (GO): protein peptidyl-prolyl isomerization
Molecular function (GO): peptidyl-prolyl cis-trans isomerase activity
Source: RefSeq, a predicted model, not a curated record